Molecule: messenger RNA, 1066 nt
Organism: Cuscuta campestris
Lineage: Eukaryota; Viridiplantae; Streptophyta; Magnoliopsida; Solanales; Convolvulaceae
Source: the annotation of a GenBank genome assembly
AUCCACUACGAGGCCUCCGUUGUUUGACAGAACGAAUUACAUGUAUUGGAAGGAGUGGGUGAGGAUUUACAUCCAAUCCACCAACUUUCUCCUAUGGAGAAUCAUCAAGAAGGGCGAAGAAGUGCCUAUGAAGAAGGUCGGGGAAACCACCGUCCCUAAAAUUGAGGAUGAGAAUGAUGCACAGGAUAUCAUGAAGAUCGAGAACAACGCAAAAGCCAUCAACAUCCUCUAUUGUGCCGUGAACCCAGAUGACUACCAGAAGAUUUCUUGUUGUUCCACUGCCACGGAUAUGUGGGACAAGCUUGAAAUCACCUAUGCAGGUACGGAUCAAGUCCGAGAAGCUAAAAUAGAUUUUCUAACCCAUGAAUAUGAAUUGUUUCCUAUGAAGGAGAAUGAGAAAAUCGAUGAGAUGUUUGAACGAUUUUCAAAAAACAUCAAUGACCUUAUCGCUCUCAAAAAGACGUACACAGACAAGGAGCUUGUGAGAAAAAUCAUGCGGAGUCUCACACCGGAAUGGCGCUCCAAAGCCGAUGCCAUCCAAGAGUCCAUCAGCAUCACCAACGUCACCAUCGACGGACUUAGAGGUAAACUAAAAACAUAUGAGUCUACCAUUCUUUUCCCCUCUGUAGGUGAACAAAAAAAGAAGGAGAUCGCACUCAAGGCUUCCACAAGCCAAGAACCCGCCAUGGAGGAAUCAAGCGGCGAAGACAAUGAGUUCGGGCUCGUUAUCGAGAAAUUCCACAAGUUCAUCGGAAGGAAUAUGAACGGAAGAACAAGAAGCUAGGAGGGCCACCCAAACGCUAUUGGUGUGGAGAAAUCGGCCAUAUCAAGCCGAAAUUCCCAAAUGCCAAGAACGAGAAGGAGAACAAGCCAUUCAAGAAGCACCAAGCUUACAUCUCUUGGGAGGCGACUCCAGCAACGAAUCUUUGGAUGGCGAAGAAAACGAAAGCUCCAACCUUUGUCUCAUGGCACACGAGGAACCGCCGGAGGAGGUAUGUACCACUUCUAAAGAUUCCUAAUCUUUUGAUCAUGUACAAGAAGCCUUUAAUGAACUUUACGAUGAGUA